UACCCCCUCUCCUCUCCUCUAUUUAUGCCUCUACGCAGCGCAAUGUGCCUCACUCUUUCGCUUUUGGCCUCUCUCUCUCUCUCUCUCUCUCUCACACACACACACACUCUCACUGACUCUGCUGCUGCAUUAGUCACUCGCAGAGAGCCACAGCUCCCUGCAAAGAAGAUCUCUCGUAGUGAAUUGCCUCGAUCACGUACUACUACACAUAGACCUACUACUUGAGCCCGAGAGAAGAGGAGAGGAGGAAGAACCAGAGGGCGUCGAAGAUCAUCGGGGAGGAGUUUUCCUAGAGCUCGCUGCUGCUGUUGCUUUUCUCCGGCGAUGGGGCGAUCGCCGUGCUGCGAGAAGGAGGGGCUCAAGAAGGGGCCAUGGACGCCGGAGGAGGACCAGAAGCUGCUGGCCUACAUCGAGCAGCACGGCCACGGCUGCUGGCGCUCGCUACCCUCCAAGGCCGGGCUGCAGCGGUGCGGCAAGAGCUGCCGACUCCGGUGGACGAACUACCUCCGGCCGGACAUCAAGAGGGGCAAGUUCAGCCUGCAGGAGGAGCAGACCAUCAUCCAGCUCCACGCCCUUCUCGGCAACAGGUGGUCGGCGAUCGCGACGCACCUGCCGAAGCGCACGGACAACGAGAUCAAGAACUACUGGAACACGCACCUAAAGAAGCGGCUGGCCAAGAUGGGGAUCGACCCGGUCACGCACAAGCCGCGCUCCGACGUGGCCGGCGCGGGCGGCGGCGGCGGAGGUGCGGCCGGCGGCGCGGCGGGCGCGCAGCACGCCAAGGCCGCGGCGCACCUCAGCCACACGGCGCAGUGGGAGAGCGCGCGGCUCGAGGCGGAGGCGCGCUUGGCUCGGGAGGCCAAGCUGCGCGCGCUCGCGGCCUCCGCGACCCCGGGCGCGCCGCACCUCCCGGCACCCCCCGCGUCGGCGGCGGCGGCGGCGGCGGCUCACGGCCUCGACUCGCCGACGUCCACGCUGAGCUUCUCGGAGAGCGCGGUGCUCGCCACCGUGCUGGAGGCGCACGGCGCCGCCGCCGCGGCGGCCGCGCGCGCCGCCAUGCAGCCCAUGCAGGCGUACGACGAGGCGUGCAAGGACCAGCACUGGGGCGACGUCGACGCCGCCGACGUGGGCUUCCCCGGCGCCGGAGCGGGGUUCACGGGCCUACUCCUCGAAGGCUCCUUGAACCAGAUCCCGAGGCCGGCGGGGAGAGACGCGGAAGCCGACGGCGAGUUCCAGGAGACCGAGGAGGAGAAGAACUACUGGAACAGCAUACUGAACCUGGUGAACUCCUCGUCGGCACCUAUGUCGACGGCCGUGGUUGUGCCCGCCUCCCACGCGUACUCGCCGGCGCCGGACUUCUGAGCGGAGAAAACCUCGCCGGCAUCAAACUUGAUUCGAUCUCAUGACACAGUAAAUAGUUUAGCAAUGAUUGUCGAAUAAGAUGGGACUAAUAUUAAUGUUAGUAAUUAUUAAUCACGUUCUUGGGUUAACCUGACAAUGCUUUCGAUUAAACUUGUGGGCAAGAACUUCAACUGUUCAAGGCUGUAUCGACAUUUGAAAUUCGAUGCUUGUUUUGUUCGGUGUUCUUAUAGAAUGUGUAAAACACUGAAACUACUAUCAGAGAAUGUAGCAUCCUUACUUGCAAAGUUACUACUCCUGCU
Oryza sativa Japonica Group (Japanese rice) is the source of this 1661-nucleotide messenger RNA. RefSeq names its product transcription factor MYB106. The record is from RefSeq and is a predicted model, not a curated record. NCBI's taxonomy places the organism in Eukaryota, Viridiplantae, Streptophyta, Magnoliopsida, Poales, Poaceae.